Messenger RNA from Echinococcus granulosus, 276 nucleotides. RefSeq lists its product as hypothetical. NCBI's taxonomy places the organism in Eukaryota, Metazoa, Platyhelminthes, Cestoda, Cyclophyllidea, Taeniidae. Bases 1 to 276 code for a protein of 91 amino acids. The transcript has 3 exons. The record is from RefSeq and is a predicted model, not a curated record.
AUGAAACUGGUUCGUCUCUCCAACUCUGAAUGCUGUACAACAAAUUUAAAGAAAAGCCGAUGGAUUGCAUGGAAACUAGUUUUAAAAAAUUACGUCAACAAGUCACUCCAUCAAGCAAGCAUUCUUGACUUUUUCAAAUUUUUUUGUAAAGCGCAAUUACAAAAGAAAAUUGAAGUUUUGUACUGCUCUUCUACAAAAAAAUUGCAUCCCUUACAAAUUUGUGAUAAAUUGGUCACCCUUACAGAUAUGCAAAAUAAAUACCGAAUAUUUUGUUGA